This is a messenger RNA of Fusarium musae, 198 nucleotides long. RefSeq lists its product as uncharacterized. NCBI's taxonomy places the organism in Eukaryota, Fungi, Ascomycota, Sordariomycetes, Hypocreales, Nectriaceae. The transcript has 2 exons. The coding region runs from base 1 to 198 and encodes 65 amino acids. The record is from RefSeq and is a predicted model, not a curated record.
AUGGCGCCCGCCACUAGGUACGUUGAAGCCCAGUCAGAGCUCUGUAUGGCAGUCGAGUGCGUCUUUUCCUACGCCUUCCUAUACCGUAUUCAUGGGGACAACAGCUUCGCAGACAAAGCAGAACUUGCAGCCUUCAACGCAUUUCCAGCCGCCAUGAGCCCAGACUGUAAGGACAGAAUGAUCUUGCGCUCAGUAUAA